Messenger RNA from Symsagittifera roscoffensis, 3998 nucleotides. RefSeq names its product neural cell adhesion molecule 1-like. Lineage: Eukaryota; Metazoa; Xenacoelomorpha; Acoela; Convolutidae. The coding region runs from base 813 to 3671 and encodes 952 amino acids. The transcript has 17 exons. Gene Ontology annotation, cellular component: neuron projection. Gene Ontology annotation, molecular function: protein binding. The record is from RefSeq and is a predicted model, not a curated record.
UGCGUUGUAUUCCUUAUGCAUUUGUCAGGAAAAGCGUUAAGCUGCAUUUUUCCAAUUGCUUUGUCUAGAUAAGAAAUUUUGAAUUGCUCAAUUAAAGCAACCUCUCCUUUAAAAAUCUGUACAGUUUUUAGGUAAAGAUUGCCAACAGGAUUAUUGGAUUAAUCAAUCCUUAUUUAUUUUCCUGCCUGCCAAUCUAAUACGCUAACGCUUCUUACAUUAUAAAUACCUCUAAUUGAUUUUACGUUGGUGUCAAACUGCAGGUCCCCCUCUUCCGAUCUUCACUCUUUCUACUUCUGCCCUUUUACGUCAGGGAUCGUUGUCAACUCCAAUCUGUUCGGAAGGAUUUGUGCACAAGGUGGUGCAAGUCAAGCGGAAGCUCUGCGACGUGGUCUGCAGUCAAUCGCACAUUUAAAGGCUCAAGCGCAGCUUAAAGUGUCGGAAAAAAGCGAGGGGACUGCUGCCGAACAACUAAAAGUUCAAGCAAACCCGCCUUGAUUUAAGUGCAAACCAAGUCAACAUAUUGCGUCAAUCUCUAGUCCACAGCCAGACGAUCUUCUUUCCCAAGUAAAUCACCUCUGGAGCCACCAAACAGACAUUCAAGUAGCAAAAUAUUGACGCAAUAGAUCAAAUAUGAUCAAAAACCAUUCUGGACACCUUGUUUUGUUUCAGAUUUCCUUUUAAAGGUGAAACUGUAUUCUUAUAAUAACUCAAAUUGGAAGCAGUUUGCGGUAUUACAAAAGAAUUGAAGCCCUGCUCGAGCUGCGGAUUCCAAUAUUUGCCCUUUGAAGUCCACUGUGAACUGCAGCUCGAUUAUGUUUUAUUACAUGUGGUGUGCUGUUGUCUGUGUCAUUUGGGUUGAAGGGAAGGUCAAGAUCACGGACAAAUGGAACCGAGAGGUCACAGAGGUCAAAUUGUCUCAGUACUACAACCAGAUGUUCCCGCUUUACUGCAAAACUGACAAGGGGGACACGUCUGUUAGAUGGGAGGCUCCAUUGGAGGCCAACAGAACGGGGCUGGUGGGGGUGCAAGAGGGGGGAAGUGUUCUGGUGGUCAGUGUGCCAGGUCCGGCUGGAUCAGCUGGCGGGAACCCAGGAACUUUUAGUGGGACCGGUGCACUGCAGCAGGAAGCUGGAAGGGUCACUGGCGAUGACGAGGGAGAGGGGGAGAGGGAGGGGGAGCAAGAGGGUAGUGUGAUAAGAAGACUGAAGGGUCAAUUCAGAUGCAGCAACACUCUCUCGCCCUCCGACCAUGCAGACGUAUUUCUCACAGCACCAUACCUGAUUGAUGUGAAGGCAGAACCAGUGCAGUACGUGACCAAGGGAUACCCUGGCAAUUUGAGCUGUGUGGCUAGCUUCCAGGACCCAAAAAGCACCAAGAACUCUCUCCAGUUCAAGAAAUCCUCCCCAGUUGCACCCUCAAUCUCCCCUGAACUGAAUAAGUUCGAAGUGUAUGCGCCUUCUAGCGGCUUAUGGAGUGGGGAGUGGCGUCUGGGUCUCAUGGUGGCAGACCAGUCUUCUUCUGGCAGGUUCUACUGCGUGGCCGCCUACAACAAGUUCGACACCACAGCUCAAGCCAGCUUCAAAGUAGUCGUAGACGAGAUGCCCCGUUUCGUGCGCAGACUUCCGAGUGUGGUGGAGGUCUUGAGGGGGGAGAGUGUCUCCAUAGCAUGCAUGGCCACAGGACUGCCCUCCCCCUCGUACAAGUGGAAGAUGACACAAAGCUAUGACCACAUUCCACCAGCAGGGGAGAGGGUGCGGGUGACGGACAAUGGGACUCUGGUUUUGAGUCAAGUGCGGCCUAAGGAUGGGGGCCAGUACGAGUGCCACUCACACAACAGGGCAGGCUCAAUCAUGCAGACCACCCUACUCCAAGUCAACUACAAGGCCAGCUUGGUGCCUAUAGCGAGCAGGGUCGUGACCGAAACGGAACAGUUCAGUGUGAAAUGUGUGGUUUUGGAGGCACAGCCACACCCCCACAAGUUCUCAUGGACUCUCAACUCACUACCCAUCUACACUGGAGAGGAGAUGCGAAACUCAACCAGAGAUGAUUCUGUCAGGAAAAAGUACAAAGAUAGUGUGUUCGAAGUUCAGUCAUCCUUGGGCGCGAACAAUGUGUUCACGUCCACUCUCUGGUUCAAGAAGCUGCACAGAAGUGGCUCUGUAGGAGAGUAUGCAUGCGAGGUUCAAAAUGCAGUCGGCAUCAGCCGAGCGACAUUCACAGUGGACGUUCACUAUCGUCCCUACCCUACUAAUGGAAAAGUUGAGGAGACGGUGAAGGCGUUCGAGGGAUCUGAUAUCUGUAUAGAGUGCCAGGUGGAUGCCAAGCCGUCCGUCGCCAACCAAGACUUCCUCUGGACAUUUGCUGGCCAGAAACUCAUCAACUACCGCAACGUUACUUACGUUGACGGACAAAUAACAACCAACACUCUCUAUAUCAACAACAUGCCCAGUUCAUUCUUGGGCGGACAUUCUACCCGCGGGGGUAGUGUUAGUGGAGAGCAUGGGGAUGGGGGAGAGGAUGCUGGCAAUUUUCAGCACAGUACAUUCCAGUGCACCGUGGCCAACUCGGUGGGCCAGCUGACGAAACUUUUCCGCAUGUAUCGACUGAACAGGCCGGGGGAGGCGUUCUUCCGUAGCAAAUUCUUAGACAUCACCCCAACCAGCGCCCGUGUCCGUGUUCAACUACCCAUAAUCGAGGAUGCGAAGGAGGAGAUGACAGAGUACCUGUUCCAGAUAGAUGAGGCCGGGCAACUGGAUCAAAAGCCGGAGUUAAGGCCGAUUGUACCUGUAAACUACAACGAGAUGACAAGAAUAGCGGAAUUCGAGAUAACUGGUCUUCACUUCAGCAGUGAGUACAUAGUGUCUGUGGCAGCAGUUAACAGAGGAGGCACCGGACCCUUCGUACAAGCCCCUGAGCCGCUGCAGACUGCUGAUGACAGGGUGCCCUACCAGCCGACAGUGGAUGUGGUUCAUACUGGCUCCACAAACCACACCUUCAAGUACACAGUCGUCAACAAUGGAGGACAUCCCAUACUCACAUAUACACUAACCUACUUCUGCCGCCAAAGCUACAAUAUGCAAGGCAGUGGAGAAAAGCUGGAAAAUGUGCUGCACAUAGCCGCAGCUCCAGCUACAGAUACCAGACCUGUCGCACUUCCAGUCACCAACCCCGCCGACCGUUCCCUGUGGUCAGAUGGGAUCUUCACUGUCAGCAACCUCUUGCCGAAUUCCACCUGUCAGCUGAAGCUCAGGGCUGAAAACAAAAAGGGUUAUGGGCCAGAGUUCAUUUGGCUGACAAAAACAAAUGUGUUGGUCGGAACUGAGACGAUACAGAUGGUUUUAUGGGGAGUGUCUGUGGAUCUGCUGUUGAUUGCACUGGGGGUCACUCUUCUCCUAUUUAUCACUCUUUGUCUACUCAUGGAUUUCUGUAUGUACUUGACCAGUGCCAAUCAUACCGGAGGAUGUAUAAUUCCUCUGUUGUGUAACAAUUGCUGCUGCUACUGCUGUUGUCGCAAUUUUAGUCACGGGUCUCCCUCGUAUGCAGCUUCUUCUUGUCGAAACGCUUCCUUUUCUCCAGCUAAACACAACACGAUAAAUGACUACAACAAUAGACAAAGUUCAGCAGAUAUCUUGCGCAACCUCGAGUACGACCCAAGAGAAAUCAAUUUAUGAUUCAGCAGAUUGGUACAGAGGACACAAACACCGAUACACUCACCUAAGCGUGCUCAUGACCUUUGUAAAUUCAGCUCUAAAUCAAAAAGACCUGCGACUUUCUGUUUGAAAAAACGUUCCUUUUUGGAAUCAAUGCAACUCUAUUAUUUUUUGGCGUUUUUAAAGACACACAAAAGUAUUCACAAUGAUGCAUGUACUGAGCGCAUGGCAAGAAUGGCUGAAAUUUCCCCCUCAUUUAGCUUCCUGCUUUUUGUAUGUUUUAUUUUUAUUCUGGAAUUGAAAUUUUUGUCCGGGGUGGCUCACUCAUAGAGUAAUUUCAGAUAAGGU